GUCUGGGGGCCACUCUGCACCUUUGGCCUGCUCUGGGCGCCGAAACCCUGCAGCCUUACGAGAGAGGGCCCCAGCCUGCGCUCUCUCCCCUCUGCUGUCUCCUGCCCUCCACUGUGUCCACCUCUGGGAGUCCUCUCUUGCCUCGUUGCUCCUGUGUCUCGGCCUUUCGAGUGCCUUGGAGGUCUCCGUGACCUCCCGUGAAGAUCAGAGACUGCCCCCCUUUUUUAACUUUGACAAUUGACUUUUGUUUCCUUUUCUAAUUUUUAACGUUUUUUAAAAACAAUCCAGGAGAACCCCAGCUCUGAUUCCUUCAAGGCUCAGCGUGUCUGUUCCUCUGGUCCACACCUUUUGGUUUGAACGGCCAUUUUCGCUUUUCCCCGUGUCUGUUGCAGGCAAGGUCGUCUCCUGCCCCUGCCUGCCCACUCUGGCCUGUGCCCAGUCCUGGGUCCCCAACUCCCUGCCACAGUCCCCUCACCUUCAGAUGCCUUAAAGCCAGGCCCCAGGCCCCAGCCAGCCAGAGCCUCUCAGACGCCAAGCUCUGGAGCUUGGCUCAGGACCAAACCGCUCUGGCCUGGGGAUUGGGCCCCUUUGCCCAGGGUGCCUGCCCCUGGGACAGAAGGAAGUCAAAACCUUGGUCUUGGCACACCCACCCUCACCUUUGUGCCCAGGCCUACAUGCAGAGCUGGGCUUUCUCUGCCAGCUGAAGCCAGUCCCCUGCUGUCUGUGAGUGUUGAGCAUUGUAUCCAGCCCAGUGAGCCUCUGCUGUCCACCCCCUUCUGAAGACAAACUCCACCUCUCCAUUCCCAGGCCAGAUCACCCGGAGCUGGCCUCCCUUUGGCCCAGUGCCCCACACCACCAACUCCAUGUAGAUACGCUUGCUCCUGCCCGUGAGCAGGACCUGUCUGCCAGAGGUGACCCUGGGCCCUGCUCCUGGCCAGCUGGGCCACCAGCUUCCUUCCCCAGACACCGGCCCAUCUCCACUCCAGGGGGUGUCCUUUCCCCAGUCCCACACAAACCUUUGCUGAAUUAAAGUUUGUAAGUAAAUGGUUUUAAAGAAAGCAAGACUGGCUGGUUCUUGGGCAAAUAAUGGGCCAGGGUGGGAGGUCUGGGAUGGCCCACAGGUCUCCGCAGGCCCGGGUUACCUGGCCCCCUCCCGACUUUCCCCGCGUCCUCCCAUAGUCCCACCCCUGGUAUCCUGCACAGAAGCGCUCUCGCGCACACUUCAAGGAAACAGACGGCGCUUAUGCUCGGAUCGUUACGGAUCUAUUGUGCGUACUUCCGCCGCGCGCAUGCCUAGUCCUCGGGUCACGUGAUGCCUGUUAUGGCCGCCUCCGUGGCCCGGAGCGGUGUGAAUGCCGGGGUCUUGCUGCGGGCGGUCAAGGGGGUCUGGUGGGGCAGACUCGGGGGCUGUUCGGGGGCAGGGGAGGCAGCGACGCCGGCGACAACUAGGGAAUUCCGGGCGACAGGCUCGCGCCCAGCGGGGGAGGAGGAAGCCUGCGACCCUGAGCGGCCCCGGGACGUGGUGAACGUGGUGUUCGUAGACCGCUCAGGCCGAAGGAUCCCAGUGAGCGGCAGAGUCGGGGACAAUGUUCUUCACUUGGCCCAGCGCCACGGGGUGGACCUGGAAGGGGCCUGUGAAGCAUCCCUGGCGUGCUCCACCUGCCAUGUGUAUGUGAGCGAGGACCACCUGCAUCUUCUGCCUCAACCUGAUGAGAGGGAGGACGACAUGCUGGACAUGGCUCCCCUCCUCCAGGAGAACUCCCGACUGGGCUGCCAGAUCCUGCUGACGCCCGAGCUAGAGGGGGCUGAAUUCACCCUGCCCAAGAUCACCAGGAACUUCUACGUGGACGGCCACGUCCCCAAGCCCCACUGACAUGGGCGGCUGCACCAUGCCGGACACCAUGGCCCCAAGGCCAGGACUGAGGAAGAGCCCCGCUGCCAGCCCAGCCCAGCCCAGAGCAAGGACAGGCCGUGUGAUGAUGGAAGGACCGCGGAGCCCAAAGCCCCUGCUUAAGAGAGACCCAGGGCAGGCUCUGGUGGGGACAGGCUGCCUACUGAGGUGGCUUCCCCAAGACCUCAGAAAAUGGGCUGUGGAUGGGAGUGAAAUCUAAUUGGAGCCACAAUAAAACUGUCUCACAGACUUCCAGCUUUU
Messenger RNA from Loxodonta africana (African savanna elephant), 2152 nucleotides. RefSeq names its product ferredoxin 2 (gene FDX2). Gene Ontology annotation, cellular component: mitochondrion. Gene Ontology annotation, biological process: positive regulation of oxidoreductase activity; P450-containing electron transport chain. The transcript is spliced from 5 exons. Lineage: Eukaryota; Metazoa; Chordata; Mammalia; Proboscidea; Elephantidae. The coding region runs from base 1313 to 1873 and encodes 186 amino acids. The record is from RefSeq and is a predicted model, not a curated record. Gene Ontology annotation, molecular function: 2 iron, 2 sulfur cluster binding.